AUGCCUCAAGUAGUAGAAGAAGUAGCAAGACGAAAACUAGUCAUUGUUGGCGAUGGUGCUUGUGGCAAGACAUCACUACUAUACGUAUUCACCCUUGGUGAGUUUCCCACUGAGUACAUCCCAACUGUGUUUGAGAACUACGUGACUGAUUGCCGAAUAGAUGGAAAAGCAGUACAGCUAGCACUAUGGGAUACUGCUGGACAAGAAGAAUAUGAAAGAUUACGACCGCUUUCUUACAAUAAUUCACAUGUCGUUCUAAUCGCUUUUGCCUUAGAUACGCCCAAUUCAUUAGAGAAUGUACGAUCAAAAUGGGUACAAGAAGUGAAGAAAUAUUGUCCCAAGACGCCAUAUAUACUAUGUGGGUUGAAGAAGGAUUUGCGAAUAAAUACAAAAGAUCGUCGACGUUUUGUUCAAGCUGAUAUGGGUGAAGAAAUGGCCCGCAUAAUUGGUGCUAAGACGUAUUUGGAGAGUUCGGCAUUGACGGGUGAAGGUGUUGAUGAUAUAUUUGAAUUUGCAACCAGAUUGAGUUUACUUCAAGGGUCGAAGCUGAGUAAAGGGUGUUGCACCAUAUUGUGA
Lodderomyces margitis is the source of this 576-nucleotide messenger RNA. It is a transcript of the gene RHO2, whose product is annotated as Rho family GTPase. Gene Ontology annotation, molecular function: GTP binding; GTPase activity. The transcript has a single exon. Bases 1 to 576 code for a protein of 191 amino acids. The record is from RefSeq and is a predicted model, not a curated record. Gene Ontology annotation, biological process: small GTPase-mediated signal transduction. NCBI's taxonomy places the organism in Eukaryota, Fungi, Ascomycota, Pichiomycetes, Serinales, Debaryomycetaceae.